Molecule: messenger RNA, 3522 nt
Organism: Psilocybe cubensis
Lineage: Eukaryota; Fungi; Basidiomycota; Agaricomycetes; Agaricales; Agrocybaceae
Exons: 11
Coding region: 1-3522 (1173 amino acids)
Biological process (GO): retrograde transport, endosome to Golgi; Golgi to vacuole transport
Cellular component (GO): GARP complex
Molecular function (GO): syntaxin binding
Source: RefSeq, a predicted model, not a curated record
AUGUCUGACGUGUCCUCCAUACCCUCCAGAGCUACCUCCCCCAUCAACACUCUCGCACCGCCGGACCAGUUACCAACUGCGCGUCCCUAUCGCUUUACAUGGGAUCCUGCUUCUCGCAGACCUGGUCCUGAGAGUGUCUCCGGAACGACAGAGGGUAGAGGGGGCGAUGACUUCGGAGGGGCUCAUCCCCUAGGCUUCUUGAAUGCCUCAACGACCUCCCUUGCCCUUGGUGCCAUGCCUUCUGACUGGAGCAGUUCACGUACUGGAUUUCAUGCAAUCUCAACGGUGCUGAACAACCCCCACAAACGACAAGCUCCUCCGAAAGCGCACUCGUUACUUCCCCCUGUACCGCCUGCUGAUCUUCCUCGCGUGCGCCGCAAGGAUUUCGAAUCUUACCUUCGUGCCAUUACACCAGAAUGGGAUCGGUAUCAGCAUAAUACACAGGUUGGCCGUGAUGGUCAAGCACAGAUUGAGGACAGUCAGUGGACACCACGUAAUUCUAUGGCAGGGGAUGAGCCACCUACAGGACAUCGGUCAUCGUCAGUUUCUCACCAGAAUGGAAAGUCUAUACCACCGCUUGACUCAGUGCCGUCAGUCUUUUUCCAGAAAGACUUUAAUUUGGGAGAUCCAAAAACAUUCGCGAAUGUGACCGAACAAGACACUUCUGCUAUUCUUCCGGGGGUUCAGGACGAUCCAGAUCCAUUUUCUCUCUCUCACUCAUUACCUCUGCUGGAGAAAUUCUCUCAUUAUGCUGAUACAGUCGAACAGCACCUCGUGCGAGAAAUAUCAAUCCGUUCAACGUCUUUCUUUGCUGCCCUUACCAACCUCCACGAUCUCCAAGCAGAGUCCGAACGCUGUCUAAAUAGAAUUAGCAAACUACGUACCCAGCUGCAAGACGUCGACAACAAUGGAGCUAAGCGUGGGCUCGAAAUGGUCCGGAAGGAGUCCAAAAUGUCGAAUCUUGGCAAAGUGCGGGACGGCGUGAAGAUGAUCGGCACUGUCACCGAGAUGACUGGUGUUGCAAAAGGAUUGGUCAACGCAGGGCAGUGGGGAGGAGCUUUGGAUAUUAUCGAAGAGAUGGAAGGACUUUGGGAACCCAAAACAUCUCGAAAUACAUCUACAGAAGGCACGCCGCAUCAGGCGAACCCACAAAAUGGUCGAGACAUUCGUCUAUCCCCGACUCUGGAGGAAGAAGAUGAAGCCACAGAUGCUAUGCAUACUUCAUCGGUCAAACAAAUCGACACACUUCCGCAUUCCAUUCAGUAUUCGAUACCCUUGUCUUCUUUGCAUGCAUUCUCUGCCCUUCCUUCGCACUUACGAACGUUGACAAUGGAGAUAGCAGCUUCUCUAUCGUCUGAAUUUGUGUCGGUGCUGCGGAACGAUCUUGAAUUGCGGAUCGGCGUCGAUGGCAAUUCGAAUACUGAUGCUGACCAAGGGUUGAAAGAUAGACUUAAGCCUUUACUGUUGAAUUUGGUUCGCACUAAGGGACUAAAAGAAGCUGUGCUUUCAUGGAGGGAAGUUGUCUUGGGUGUGAUUCGAGGCGUAAUUAAGCAGAUUUUGCCUUCAUAUGAUAUAGACGAUGAACAAACUGGACGGGAUUCUACGUCAGAAUCAAAGACCAACUUGGCAAAUCAGCUCCGGGGUACCCCGCACUCUGAUUUCAUACCACUUAUUCAGAGAGUGUAUCAACGGUUGUUCAAGGGCGUAGAAGGAUUACAAGGUCAGAACACCGUCAUCCUCGACAUUCUAUCGGCUCUUAGCUCACAAUUGCGACAACGGGUGACGAACAUACCAUUACUUGAAGAAGAUCUGAAUGACAUCCUUUCUUCUUCGGCCGAUCUUUCAAGUGCACAAGCAGCUAAGGUUAUUGCGUAUAGAGCCGAACAACACGCACGCCUAGACUUGUCCGACUUCAUGACUUUUUCUAAUGACUCCUGGGCAUUUGUUAUUAAGUGCGAAAAAGUUUGUCGGCGGGCUAUAAUUCCUUUGAGAGGGACACUGAACAGCCAGGCCACCCUCUUUCUUCAGACAUUCCAUCAGAAGCGAAUAUCUCAGUCGGCCAAAUUUGUGGAAGAUGAACUUUGGAAUCCAACUGAAGUCACCCCCGGUAUACAACUUACUACCAAUAUUGUGAUGGAUUCUGCUGUGCGGGACCCCCCGGAAUUGGUCAUACAAUCACCCGAUGCUGUCUUCAGUCCUGUCGCAAUGAAUUUUCCCACAACUCCAGGAGCCAGUCCUGAUUCUAGUGUUCCAACCAUUGCUACGACUGUACUCCAAUCCAAGAGUUCAUCUGCUUCAACCCACAGCACAAAACAUCUACGGAUCGAAGGACGUACUUAUUAUGUCGUUUCUGCAACAGCCCAGGUUUUAACGCUGCUAUUGGAUUAUCUCAAAGUUGUUGUAAAUUUGUCCACACUUACUCCCGAUACUAUGAGCCGGGUCAUCGAAUUUUUGAAGGCUUUCAAUUCUAGGACCUGCCAAGUGGUGUUGGGUGCUGGGGCAAUGCGAUCAGCAGGUCUGAAGAAUAUCACUGCGAAACAUCUUGCUUUGGCAUCACAGUCCUUGUCGAUAGUCUUUGAGCUUAUUCCUUACGUGCGUGAAGCGUUCCGGCGGCAUCUCGGCCAAAAACAUACUGUUUUAUUGGUGGAGUUUGACAAGUUGAGAGGGGAUUAUCAAGAACACCAAAUUGAAAUUCAUUCGAAGUUGGUUGCAAUUAUGGGUGAUAGGUUGAACGAACAUAUCAAGUCCUUGAAGAAUAUCGAUUGGACCGUGCCGAAACCUGUCGGGGGUGUUAAUAGCUACAUGGAGCUCCUUGUAAAAGAAACUGUUACCCUCCAUAAAGUUUUGUCACGAUAUCUCUCACCAUCCGUUGUUGAGUAUGUGAUGACACAAGUUUUCGCUGCAAUCAAUCAUCGGUUAUCGGAGGCAUAUGGUGUAAUUGAACUGCCUGAUCAAGAGUCAAAAACAAGGUUACUAGAGGAUGCAAAAUAUUUGCACCAAAAGCUCGCCGUUUUGAAUAUUGCUGGAGCUCCUGCUGGGAUGCUGGAGACGGUCGUUGCGGAGAAGUUCAUACCACGUACUGGCGGUCCAAAUGGCAGUUCACAUACAUCGCCCGCUAGUCCGCCCAAUGCGCCCAUACGAAGUAACACGCUUACAGCCAAUCAGCGAUUGAAGGGAUUGCUUUCUGGCCGUUCUUCAAGCUUUGCGGAUAAAGAUAAAGCAUUACCCCCUCCAAAUCAGAACUCUUCGCCUUUCCCGGCUCCCUCGAUUUCUGAUAAGCCUCGUUCUCGUUCUCCAGUUCCAGUGAAUACCCAUUUGGACCCCCAAAACGGUAAUGGGCUCUACGCUGCGAACGCGAGUCAGGAUACACUAGCAAAUGGCAGCAGCAUUUCUUUGUCCAUGGCUGUGUCGCCUAUUCCUGAGACUAAAGUCUCACAAGGCUUUAAACAGGUUGAGAUACCAUCCGUGGACCUUGAGACUUUCAAACCAGCUGUCAACAACAACACGGAUGGUUCCAAAUAG